Messenger RNA from Arabis nemorensis, 1107 nucleotides. Lineage: Eukaryota; Viridiplantae; Streptophyta; Magnoliopsida; Brassicales; Brassicaceae. The record is from the annotation of a GenBank genome assembly.
AUGACAGAAAUAACCGACCGUUUAAACGAGUUCACAGCUCCUGUCUCGAUGAAAGCUGGAGUGAAAGGACUCGUCGAUGCAGACAUAACUCAAGUUCCUCGAAUCUUCCAUUUCCCCUCUUCAGCUUUAUCCAACAACAACGGUCCUUCUGAUAUCUCCGGUUUAAACCUCACCGUCCCAAUCAUCGACCUCGGAGACAUCAUCAAAGAUCAUGAUGACAACACAGCUGCACGAAAUGUCGUCGUUUCGAAGAUCAAAGAAGCAUCAGAGACUUGGGGUUUUUUUCAAGUGAUCAAUCAUGGUGUUCCUUUAACUGUUCUUGAAGAAAUCAAACAAGGAGUUCGAAGAUUUCACGAAGAAGAUCCAGAGGUUAAGAAACAAUACACAUCUCCCACCGGCUUCAACAACCAGAAAUUCAUUUACAGCCACAACUUCGAUCUUAAUGAUUCUUCUCCUUUGAAUUGGAGAGACACUUUCAUCUGUUUCCUUGCUCCAGAUCCUCCAAAUCCAGACGAAAUCCCACUAGCUUGCAGGGAUGCUAUGAUCGAAUACUCGAAACAUGUAAUGGAGUUUGGAGCUUUCCUCUUCCAACUUCUCUCUGAAGCUUUGAGUUUAGAGUCUGAGAUGCUUAAGAAGAUGGAUUGUCUUAAGGGUUUGUUUAUGGCCUGCAAUUAUUACCCACCUUGUCCGCAACCUGACCUAACUUUAGGCAUAAAUAAACACACCGAUAACUCUUUUCUCACUCUUCUUCUUCAAGACCAAAUCGGUGGUCUUCAAGUUCUUCAUCAAGAUUAUUGGGUCGAUGUUCCUCCUAUUCCUGGUGCUCUUGUCGUCAACAUUGGUGAUUUCAUGCAGCUGAUAACAAACGAUAAGUUUUCGAGUGUGGAGCAUAGGGUAAGGGCGAACAGAGAUGGACCGCGGAUUUCAGUCGCGUGCUUCUUUAGCUCGAGUUUGUUUCCAAAUCCCACGGUUUAUGGACCAAUCAAAGAGCUUCUGUCUGAUGAAAACCCUGCAAAGUACAGAGAAAUCACCAUACCAGAGUACACUGCAGGAUACCUUGCGAACAGCUUCGAUGGAAAAUCGUAUUUGUCUAAUUAUAGGAUAUGA